Amoebophrya sp. A120 is the source of this 3341-nucleotide messenger RNA. The record is from the annotation of a GenBank genome assembly. NCBI's taxonomy places the organism in Eukaryota, Dinophyceae, Syndiniales, Amoebophryaceae.
CGCGGUCGUGAGUGGAAAUUGUACUUCUUCCAAAUAUUAAAGCGUCAGCGUGACGGACACCACAGUACACCGAGGUGAACAAAUAAAUGCACAGUAGAAGAAAUAACGAAUGUCGACCCCCCACCAGGCAAGCGCGCAACACGAGGGGAGCGAAACAGCACGACGAGGAGCUUCUGUAGUACAUGCGGUCACAAGUAGAACGACCGAGGCAUCAACAGCGACAUCAGAGGAACAACAGACGGCAGUGCUAGCAAGGGGCCGGACUACCGGGACGAGGACCUCUGCUGCGAUUGGAUCUUUAUUCCGCAGGCUUCUACCGUCGACGACAACCAUCCGGCGCAGGAGCAGCUCCAUGUUUUCCUACAGCCGAGGGUCGAGGAGUAGUACCCGAGGGCGGAGGGGCUUUGAACAACAAUCCGCUGGUACAGUAGAGGGUGCCCAGCCGCAGCCGCCCCCACCACCGCCACCUCCGGCAGAGCUGCAACAAGAAGUGCAGAGGACACAGCAGCAGCAAGCGAGCGCCAGCAGCUCGAGUUCAUCAACGAUGCAUCAUCAAACUCGCGGCCUGGGCGCCGCGCCCCGACUGCAGCAGCCAUUUCUGAACGCGGCGCUGGCAAACUCGACGCCUUUCGGGGGUAGAGCAGGGGGUCCAUCUUCGAGCUCGUCUGGCAGUAGAAAUAAUACUGGCCAGGCCGCUCCGCCGCCCUCGCGAGGGGGAUCAUCGGGUGUGCAGCUCCCGAAUCAGUUACAAACAGUUCAGCAAGCAUCCAGUAGCAGCAGCAGGGCGAGAAAUGUCGCUAGUACUGGUGUGACGGGAGUUCCCUCGCAGCAGCAGCUUCCUUCCGACGACAUGGCGGAGGUAAGUGCGCUAUGCAUUGCAAAUAUGUCUGGGUCUGGAAGGUUGCAACUUGUCAUGCUAAAUCCGUAUCAUGCAAAGGUUUGUGUUGCAUGAGUGCCAAAAGCUGCCCCCUUUCGACCAAGCUGGGAGGGAAUUUCUCAUUGCAGGAUAGCCAUGACAGAGACCUCACAGAGUCUGUCAUGCUAGGUCUCCCAUUCCAGAUCUCAUGGGCCAUGGAAAAUCUGCAUGACAAUUUUACACUCUUCCAGACCCAGACAUAUUUGCAGUUCAUAUGCGAGCUCCACCGCCCGCGAGGAUUCCACAUCGGACACCAACUCGGCACGGCAAAUUCCACCGGACCCAGCGGCCAUCGUCCGGGAGCGCGAUGCGGUGGCCCGGCAGCGACUGCGGAGUUUGCCGGAGACGCCACGGGAUCAUCGGGACCAAAAUCUUCCACGCCCGAAUCCCAUUAUCCAGCCCUUUUUAUCCUGAGUAAAAAUGUCCCCACACCAGAGUCAAGAUAGGAAAUCCGCUAGACAAAUCCAUAAGCUGUGGCUGUUUCGCAUGACAAAUUUGGACGCGUAGUGUAGUGCUGUUUGAGCUAGCUAAGCAGCAUUACAGAUCUAGUAUCUCAUGCUGAUUGGCGCAUUACAGAUUUCCAAACCGCAUUAGAAAAUGCUUCUCAUGGGGCUCCGCAUGAGAAACAUUUUAAGCAUGCAGAGUAGCAUGACAACUAUGGUCGUGUGGGUACGUUUUUACACAGGAUACUUUUCGCUGCUGCCGGGUAGUACAACUACUACGGGUGCUGCCGCUGGUGCGUCUAUCCUGAGUAAAAACGUACCCACACCAGAGUUGUCAUGCAGAUUUGCCAUGACAGGAACAUUUGUGAUGCGCAAUCCCAUGACAGGCAUUUUCAAUCGUGUUUGGGAACUUGUAAUGCUGUAAACAGGAUCAGCAGAUCGAUUCGUGAUGCGGCUUUCCUUGCUAACUUGCACUACCUUACGGACUGAAACUUGUCAUGCGUGACUCACCGCAGUAGCACAGUCUGUUUAUGUCAUGCGUGACUCACAAAACUCCUAGGUUUGUGUUGCAAAAUCCCCAUCCCGACUCUGGUGUGGGUACGUUUUUACUCAGGAUAGCGUCCUCUUCCUCCUCUAGCAGUGCCGCCCGGCCCCCGUUCGACCCGGCGAUACCGAGAAUUCAGUACGACUACCCACGCAACACCACCGGGUCGUCCAAUAGGUUAUUCGCCGACGACGCGAACAACGCGAACGCGAACACGUUUACGGAGCUUUUCGACCAUAUGGGAGUGUCAGGACCGAAAUCAUCAAAGUUGCAAUAAUCUGUAAUGCAAAAAAGCGAUACCAGCUGGAGCCCAGUUUGCAAGUGGCGCAUGACAAAAAAGGCAGCAUGGAAAAUCCAAUUUGUCAUGCUGUUUGAGCAGAGAAGAUGACUGCUUUUGUCAUGCUAUUUUAGCAGCUCUAUCUCACACCCCAAGGAGGCUUGUAAUCGGCCGCAGUUGCCUGGUCUGCAAGACAGGCACUUUGCGACUAGCAUUUUAUGCAUCACAAACUAUAGUACUAUAUCAGCUUUAACGAUUUCAAUCCUGACGCUUCCAUAGACUAGGCGGCCAGGAACGUGUCGCAGUUUGUGCAGUCGGUCUUGAGUCCAGCGCCAACAGGACGGGACUUGAUGUACAGCUCAUCAUCUUCCUCCAGCAAGAACGCAGGUGGUUUCAUGGCUGGAAGCAAAGCUCCUGCCAUGUCCUCCGAACUCGUAGACCCCGAUGAGCCGCCGCCCCCCUGGCCGGAACCAAGUCAGGUUUUUACGACAUGAUUAUCGCUGUCUUUCGUGCCCACGCGAAGAUGGACCCAGCCCGAUGUAAAGAACAUCUUAAUCCUACUGUGCAUUAUGCUUUGUUCGUACAGGAUGACAAUGGUCCCCAGCACGUAACAACCGAGAACUUGUUUUCAUGCCCAAAUACAAUAAAUUUGAAACGAAAUAAUCACAGGAGGAGUUGGACACUUUAUCCUGGAAGGAGCGCUGUGCCAUUUCCGAGGCCCGGGCCGCGGCGUUGCAGCGCAGGUAUGACUGGCUCGAGGGGAAAAAGCAUAACACGGACGAGAUUCUGUUGCGGCAGCAGCACAUGUUUCGCCGAAUGUCGGCCCUGGACCAGCACGAAUACCAACAGCAAAUUGAGGCGCUGAAGAAGAUCAAAGAGGAGCUUUUCGCGCAAAACCAAGCGGUCGAACAGCAGAAAUCGGAACUGCAGGUGUCAAAUAUGUUGUACCAGAGUACGAUUAUCAUGUAUGAUAACCACAUGGUGAUUCUGAUGCUCUGCUAUUCGAGUCUACUUUAUUCCGUUUCCGAGCGGCUCUAUCAUGCGUGCCAAAUAAAGUUUUGUUUGGGAGGCAAAAAUUUUCAGCAUGACAAAUUCUCAGGAAAUUCUCUCCUCCGAUCGGAUGUGCAGUGUGUGUCUGGACAAGCCCAGUUAUCAAAGUGA